Lymnaea stagnalis (great pond snail) is the source of this 11924-nucleotide messenger RNA. The record is from the annotation of a GenBank genome assembly. Lineage: Eukaryota; Metazoa; Mollusca; Gastropoda; Lymnaeidae.
GAUGAUUCGAAAAAUGUAAACAUUGACAGUAUGACAGUGACAGUCAUUUGAAAAAUUACUUUCGCUUCGUUCUCGGCUUCAGAAAGAAAGCUUGUUAUUUUUAUAAUUAUUUUCUAGCCCACUUUAUGCUUGAUGCAUACUUUAUUAUUAUUAGUGACUAUUAAUAGACUAACUAUGAAUAAUUGCUGCCAAAAAGUUAUAUAAAAUUGUUAGGCCCCACGCCUACGGCGGACGCACAUUUCAACUUCACCAAUCACGCGAUUUUUUUUUUUUUUUUAAAUUGCCAGAGUAUUAGUAUUGUCAUUCGUUAUGUUGAAAAUGGCAACUAAUGAGUCUAAUGAAGUUGGACAUGAAAACCUUUAUAAGAAAUCAAGUGGAGAAAUUUCUCAUAUCAAGUUUGCAUCUAAAGCUGCUUUAAAAUGUAACUAACAAACAACCUUUUAAUUUUAACAUAUUACAAUAUUGAAUAUAGGCCUAUAUAAUAUAAUAUAUAAUAUAGGUUUUAUAGAAUAUAAUCAUAGGAUAGUAUAUUUCUAUAAUUUUUAAUGUUGAUAUCUUGAUGUUAAGUAUAGAAUUAUUAACAUUCCGACAGGCCUGCUCUUUUCGCAACGAGACCGGGCAUGUUGUUGUUUCAUUUUCAUAACGCUAAUGAGAGACUGGUAAAAUUAGUUUAUUUUAUUGAAAUUUUAUCAAAUAAUUUUAAUAAAAAGUAAUUUAACCAAGAUUACCAACAAUAUAAUAUAAAAUUAAUCCCCAAUAAUUAUUUUUUUGAAUUACUUCUAUACCCUUGAGUUUGAGAUUCUUAAAAUUAAUAACGAAGUGUCUACACGUCCGCGCGCCGGACGUGUAGUGCGCAAGAUACACGUCCGGCGACUUGUCACGUGACCGCCGGACAUGGCCGGACGGCUAGUAGUUUUUAUAAUUCCAAACGUAGUACGAUUUAGUACAUCUUGUCUGGUCUUGUGGUAGAGUGGUUGCUUGACGAUAGGAAUGUUUGAGGAUCUAUACCGGGGAUAGGGUCGUUUUUUUUCUUCCCAUUUUAAUUAAAAUAUUUUGUAUAUAUUUAUAUUAUCAUGUUCCUCAGCAACAGUAGUUUCAUGAGAAGUUUUUAAAUAUUUUGUAGCAAUUGAAAUAAUUUAAAAUGAAAUCUUUAACUUUUAUUGGUUGCCACACUGGCCCCUAAUUUAUUUUAUGGAUUACUGGUACACAAAAAAUAACAAACUAAACAAAAAUGUUUACAAGCCACUUUCACUUAAGUUUCUUUUUCUAUUAUUUGCAUUCAAGAUACUCAGUACAUUACUUGGUAGAGAAAUAGAUUUUAAAAUUAACAAUAGUUUUGAAUUAUUCGCAGUCACGCGAUAAGGCUGACCGACACGAUAUCUCUCGCCACUUUGUUACGGCGGUCAUGUGACUUGGUCGCCGGACACAUAGUGCGGGAGAUAGACGUCCGGCGCGCCGGACGUGUAGACACUGCCAAUUAAUAAAAUCAAACAUUUUCCUACCAACCGCCAUGUUAGACAACAGAAGUAACCUGAAAUUUAUACGGGCCAGUAUAAAUAUCUUGUUUGGGUACAAUGUAUCAAAAUGAUUUUUACUACUUAAUAAUAAGAUAAUGUAUCAGUAUGUAUACUAAUAGGAAAAAUAAGUAACUUCCCAUAACAAAACAGCCAAAAUCUACACUCUGAAACCAUUUUCUACACAUUAAACAGCCUUGGCCUAUAAAGGAAAGGAAAACAUUAAGCCAUUCAUAGGUAGAGCUCGCUGUCAGCUCACAUUAAUGUGUGCAAAACCAUAACGGUAGUUUAUCAAUCUGAACAAAGAAAAGAUAUUCCCUAUGACUAUCCUUUCCAUUAACAUAUAUAUUUUCUUUAAAAAAUAUGACUUAUUAUUCAGUUAUAAAAUUAGACUAUUUACUAGUUUCAAAUUCCUUAGGUUGAAUAAGUAUUAUAGCAAACUGAAAUUUAGCUGAAUUAGCUGCUGUGGCUGUGGUAAAAAUUAAUGAUUUAUGCAUCUUUCUCAUUUUAAUACAAAAUGUUGUUAUUUAUUGAUCUCAGCAUCACAGCUCAAGCAAAGAGAAAGACUUAUCACCCACAAGCGUCUCAAAAUUGAAAGUUUGGAAAAGGCAGAUUUAGUUCUGUCUAGCCAAGAAGAAAGAGAAAAGGUCAGAGGCUGUUUCAGAUAUCAUUAUGAAUGUGUGAACCACUGAUGGGAGACAAGUAGUAAACUUAAUAUUUAUUGUGCAUAUUAGAGUGAUGGUACUUAAGAGGUCUGGCCAAUCAGAGUGUUUGAAUAAUAUAAUAGAAAAAUAAAGAUAAUAACGGAGGAGUGAACAGAGACUGUUGACAUUAUCAGGAUUUUUUAAAUAACAUUUAAGUAAAAGAAGAUUUAUAUUAUGGAAGUAUAAUAGGAAUCCAAAUUUGUUUGAUGUGAUUCAAAGUAUCUUCAUAUUUCUGUGAAACAUAUUUAUUAUUUAUUAUUGGCAAUAUUGUGAUUGUCCAAAUUAAAAUUUAUCACUGUUUGAACCUCAUCAUCUUGAGUAUUCUUUAUAACUAUAUAUAGCAGUGACAAAGACUUAAAUGUUAUAAUGAUGAGACAUUAAUUUGAAAAUAAAAAUGUUUAAAUUGGAUUCUUUAUUGUACAAAACUACAGUGUCAUAUCCAGUGAAUUGUAUUUUAUACAAAUAGUCAAAUAACCCACAUAUUAAUGGGGAAAAUUAAAUGGAGUCAGAUCAUUUCAAAUUUAAAUAUAAUUUACUUUUUGUUGGGUAAGGUUCUAUUUUAAUUAUUUUUAAACAAUUUGUAAAAAUCUUUGCAAAUUUUUGUAUUUAUAUUUUUUUUAAAUCUUUUAUUUAGAUCUAUUACUAAUUGGGAAACUUAAGUAUUAAUAAUGAUGUAUUGUAAAUAUAUUAUAUUAACAUAAUAAAAUGUACAAGCCCAUCAACACCGCUGUCACUUAAGUUUAAAGUUAAUCUGGUAUCUCAGCUUAGUUAAUUAAAACAAACAUUUUUUAAACCAAUUUUAGGUGGUGAAUGCAACAAGAUUGUUGAAGCAUGGAAAGAAAGCGGAAGCCCUAAGAAUAUUACACAGAAGUUUCUCAAGACAUUUUGAAAACGCUCAAACAUUUAUCAGGUAAUCAUAAAAUAUUUUUUAUCCCGAAGUAUAAGUCUUUGUUUUACCGAGCCUCUUGAAUAACAAUUUUUUUUUAUUAAUCUUCAAAUUGCAGUAACAUUUUUGUUUCUCAAAUAUCUAAAGAAUUUGAAUUUUAAGGUUCAUUGUUUUAGAUUGGCUAUAAUUUUUGUUUUUAAUUUUAAAGAUAACCUAUUCAGACUAAUAAAUUAAACUAAGCAUCAAAUGAAGUUUUAGAAUUUGUUUAUUAAGGCCAUGAUCAUGAGAUGGAUUAUAAAAAGCCUUUUCGAAUUCAACUUCAAUCUAGACUGUUUGCCCAUAAAUACAAUCACUUAGUUGCAUUCAAGAUAGGAUUUAAAUAUCACAAGGCACUAUCUCACUCAUUGUUCUAUUUGAAUGUAUGCAUUGAACAUUAUUUUUUUUUGUUUAAAUUUUUUUUAAUAAAGAAAAUAUUUACUGAAGCUUAUCUCAUUCAUGAAUUGUUUAUAGCUGUGAGGGCCUACCAUUGCUGCAUAGCUGUUUUUUGUCUGCGGACUCUGAGAUUCUCCACGCUGCAGCUUGGUGUGCCAUCAAUUUAUCAGCUGGAAGCUGUGAUGUCACGCAGAGAAUCAUGUCCCUCUCCCCCACACUGAUUCAGUUUCUACAAGGCAAUGAUGCAGUGAUGCAGGUAGGAAAUGAACAAAGCUUGUUUGUCACUACGCUGAAAUUUGUCAUCUUUGCAUUGUUUCUAGAACUUCAUCUUAAAAUGAUAACGUAACAGUGAACAUACCUAACAGAAUUUUUCUAUUCCUCAGGAGCUUUGUGCCUGGGCCAUAGCAAACCUGGCCGGAGAUUCCCAAAUCAAUAAGAGAACAUUGCUUGAACAGGGCUGCAUACCUUAUCUAGUUGAUUUAAUAUCAGUAGUAAGUCCUUCAACUGUUUGAAGAAAAUUGCUUAAAAUAUUUGUAUUUUACAUUUUUUUUUUAAUAAGCAUUAAAUUGUUCUUCACAUUUUCCUUAUAAAAAUGUUCACUCUCAUGCAAUUUCCAUAUACGCUAUUAGACUACCCUAAAAAUUUUAGACACAUAAUUUGAGAAAUGGAAUUGAACUAGUUUUCAGUCGAGAUUUAUUUUUGGUAUAAGAAUUAGAUUUUCUUUCACUGAUUUCUGAAUUUUUAAAAAGUAUCACCUCAUAAGGAAUGUGCUUUCUUUCUUCAUGGGGAAAAGACUAAUGCACAUUUUGGCUUUUCAUCUCCUUAAACGAUGACAUUUAGAAACUGUUGUGUUAUGUUGUAUUCCAGUAACUCACCAUGUUUGCAAUACAUUGGUUAGUAUUUUUAUUUGUUUCAGAAGCACCAAAGGGAUUUAGAGGCAAGGUCACAGAGUGUUUUGUUUGCACUUAUUAACUUGGCGAGGGACACCGAUUAUACAUGUCUUCGGUCAGUAUCCAUUUCGAAAUAACGGAAGUGUACAUUUGUAAGAAUAACACAAAGUUUAUUUUGAAACAAACACGAGUUUUUAAGGAUCAUGGGACGAGAUCCAGGAGUCACUACCAAUAGGGUUUAAAAAAUAAAGUUACCACAUAUAUUUAAAGAAUUAUUUUGGAACAAUCAGAAAUGAAACUGAAUUAUUUCAUUAGGGGAAAAGCUAAACGUUUGUUAAAUUUUUUGUUUAAAAUUGUUUAAAAUUCUUUUUCUUUUAAUAUGUGUAAGGUGUAUGCAGGAAGGUGCCAUAUAUCCUCAUGUUGUGGCAGUGCUGAAAGAAACACCUCCCACCAGUGACAUAUGCUAUGAGAUAGGAUGGCUGGUAAACUGUAUCUAUGCUAGGUAAAUAUAUAUGCAUCAUACAACAUCUUGUCCAUCUGACACACUUUAUGAAGUUUGCAUACAUGGCAUCCUUCCGUCUUUGCGAGACGAUGGAGCAGCUAUGGACACUUCAUCAAAUGGCUAAUGAGGCUGAUCCUGGAAUGACACUUAUGGCUGCAUUUCUUUCAGGACAACCUUGACACCAGGUUAAAUUUUGCAUUCCAUAAUGUUCUUUUUUUUUUUCAAGGGCUCUAUUUUGCGCAAUUCUCACCCUUUGACUCCUUCAAACACUGCUGUUCGCCAGCUGGAAAAAUGCUCAGCGAUAAUCUCACAUUAGUUGAUUUCUAACCUUGCCUUGCAAAAAAGCCCUGCUCCUCAUGAAGUGUCAUUGCCGUGGCAGCUACUUAGCCUGGGCGAUGUUUUAUGGAGACCAGCUGUGGGCUGUUGUUUUAUAGAGACCAGCUGUGGGCUGUUAUUUUAUAGAGAUUAGCUGUGGGCUGUUUUAUGGAGACCAGCUGUGGGCUGUUGUUUUAUAGAGACCAGCUGUGGGCUGUUGUUUUGUGGAGACCAGCUGUGGGCUGUUGUUUUAUAGAGACCAGCUGUGGGCUGUUGUUUUAUAGAGACCAGCUGUGGGCUGUUGUUUUAUGGAGACCAGCUGUGGGCUGUUGUUUUGUGGAGACAAGCUUUUACUGUUGUUUUAAACUUAAAGUUUCAAAGUUUGAAUAGCCUUUUGUUAAACCUUUAAAACCUUGGCUUUUUUAAAAAUAAAACUUAUUGUCACAUUAGCUUAGUUUAUAAGAAAAUAAAACAAAUCUUCUGAGUAACUUAUAUUUUAAAAUAAAUAAUAAAACAAACAGGAUUGUUUAAUUUUUCUAUAAUAAUUGUGAUUUCCUAUUUAAUUUUUUUCAUAUUAAAGACCUGAGACAUUUGCUGAAUACAAAAGCCAGUUUAUUCCAGUGCUGUCCCUGGUUAUUAGCAAACUGUCACAGAUUGUGCAACUUAUUGAUCAAGCACAAAGAGAGAAGGUUUGUUAAGUUUAACUUUAAAAAAAAGUUUUAAAUGGUUUUACAAUAUUUGAGCAUUUGUGUCAUAGACGGUUCAUCAAUUUCUCAUAUAAAACUAUAUGUGAUAGAGGAAUAUCCAGUAACAUUUUUGGUUUGCAUAUAAUAUAAGGAGGUUUAAAGCAGGGGUCUCAAACUCGUGGUCCGCGGGCCCUUUGCGAUAUUUUGUGGUCCGCUAUAUGACAGAAAAGUUUAGUGCAAUGCGGCCUGCAAGUUUUCCCCAUUCACAUAUCUAUAAUGUAACUCUCCGCGACAGUUUCGGUCAAAUCUCACAGACUAGUCUAAUUCUGAUUUUAGUUGUUUUUUUUAUAGAUUUAGACGUUGAUAAUAAUAAUAAAAGCCGUUUCAAAAGCGGACUAAAAGUUUUUAUUUGAUAGAAUUUUAUGAGACAAACGUGGCCAAAGUGCGGCUUUGAGAAAAGUUUAAAAAUUCAGUUAGUGGGUAAUGUACAACCAUAAUUGUGUAAAAUCGUAGCAAUCUGACACAGUCUCAAAGAAUCCCUAUUAAAAUUGCCCCUGCUGUUAACGAGUGACGGAAUUUUUGAGCAUUUCAGCUUGGUUCCAUUUCAAAAAGGGAUUAGUCAAAAAGGCCUUUUCUGCAAUAAAAAAAAAAUCAAAAUUCAUUCUCCCUACAAUAACAUCUUCCUUCGCAUCAAUAAUUCAUAAAUAUGGCCUGCUCCUGCCUACUCUUUGAACACGUUUUAGCCUUCAAAGCCUUCAUGGAUAAGGAUGGGGUGGUUGUUCCUGUGCUACGUGAUACCAAAUGGCUUAUGGACUUGGUUUUUCUUGUUGACAUUACACAGGAGCUGAAUGUACUCAACAAGAAGUUACAAGAUCAGAGGUAGCUUGUCAGUGUUGCCUAUGACAAUGUCGCGCAAUCUGCACAAAAACUUGUGUUAUGGUUCUAUGAGAAACCUCUGCCAUUUCCCAAAAUGAAAAGUACUCAUGGAUUCAGGGACACCCUUCAGCAGUGAGUAUACUGAUGCCAUUGCAAAGCUACAGGAAGAAUCUGAUCACAUAUUUUUUUACUUCAACACACAGCCACUUUUCGAACUUUUGCUGACCCUUUCUCCUUUAAUCCCCCCACUCCCCACUUGCGCUUCAAAUGGAGCUGAUUGAACUUCAGUGUAAUUCUAAGUUAAGGGAGUGAGUGGAGAAACAGACAAGCAUGGAAAAUUUAUGAGAGCAUUGCCCUCCACCUUCAGUGAGAUUUCCAGGUUGCUCAAGUAGAUCAUGUGCUUUUUUGGGAGUACCUAUCUGUGUGAAAAGCUCUUUUCCAACUAUGAAAUUUAACAAGUCAAAGUUCAGGGCAAAACUUACUGAUGAGCAUCUUCAAGCUAUACUGAGGGUCUCAGUUGCUUCCUUACUCAAGCCAAAUGUUGCUCAGCUUUGUAAGAAGAAGUGCUGCCAGGUCUCUGGCAACAAGGAGCAGGGGGAAGAAAGUGAAGCCUAGUUCUUGAGAACCUUUAAUGUUUUAUUUUGUUAUUAAUAAAGGUUGAGCAGAUUGUACCAGUUGUUCUUUAUUGAAUUUUUCGCUUUUUUUUUUUUUUUUAAACUUGAUGCGGCCCAGUCUCACUCAUACUCUACCUCCUGCGGACCCUGGAUGAUUUGAGUUUGAGACCCCUGGUUUUAAGUCUGUUUUCGAGAUUAUAAUUGAUGGAAUGCAUUCUUUUGUCCUGUCUUUUAAUUCAAGUUUAGCAUACCCUGUUCUUAUGUUUCAUUUUUGAGAUUACCAAGAAAGUUUGUAUUUGUAAGUAAAAGCCAUUGCUUCUUACCCUAUCUCUAGUUUUCAUUAAAAGCCAUUGCGUCAUACCCUAUUUCUAGUUGUUAGUAAAAGCCAUUGCUUCUUACCCUAUCUCUUGUCAGUAAAAGCCUUUGCUUCCUACCCAAUCUCUUGUCAGUAAAAGCCUUUGCUUCCUACCCUAUCUCUAGUGGUCGGUAAAAGCCAUUGCUUCUUACCCUAUCUCUUGUCGGUAAAAGCCAUUGCUUCUUACCCUAUCUCUAGUAGUAGGUAAAAGCCAUUGCUUCUUACCCUAUCUCUUGUCAGUAAAAGCCAUUGCUUCCUACCCUAUCUCUAGUGGUUGGUAAAAGCCAUUGCUUCUUACCCUAUCUCUCUAGUUGUUGGUAAAAGCCAGUAAAAGCCAUUGCUUCUUACCCUAUCUCAAGUUGUCAUUAAAACAGUCAGUAACUUUGAAAUUGAUCUCUAACCUAUUUAUUUCUAUUGCACCUCCUACAAAAGAUUUGUUAAAUUUAUCUAUCAGGUAUCAUCUAUUGAAAUAAUUAUUUUAAAAAAAAGAACUAAAAAAAAAAAAAAACUAGCUCAUAGUUAAUAGGCUGGAGGUCCUCAAAUUUUCAAAUUUAUCAAAUUGACAGUUGUAACUUCUUUAAAAUAUUACUUAUUAUCUUUUAUUAUAAUUGUAACUUCAAUAAAAGAAUUAAAUCAGGUAAGCUAAUGUGGAAUAAAGAUUUUAAAAAAAAUAAAAUUAAACAAAAAUAUAUUUUUUUAUAACAUCCAAGCAAGCUAUUGUAAACCGUAAUGAAGAUGUGCACUAACUGAUCAAAUGUUUUAUGGUUAUCUAUAUUUUCAGGUUAUUUUACCAUACAUCUACUGUAUAGGGAACAUCAUAGGUCAAAGUUCAGAUAUGGCUGCGGUUGCCAGUCAGCACAUUAGUUUAUCUACCAGCAUCCUAGCUUGUCUGACAUCUGAGACAGGGUUUGUACAGAAGGAGAUUUUAUGGAUGUUGCAGAAUUUCUUCGGUUUGUCAUUUUCUCAUCCCUUUCACAAUGAAAAAAAAAAAAAUUCAGCUAACUGCAAACAUGUACAUUAGUAAGGUCAGCAUACCUGUAAGGCAGGGGUGGGCAAACUACGUCCCGCGGGCCACAUGUGGCCCGGCAACUGAUGUUAUGUGGCCCCUGAGAGCAUUUGGAUAGAAAAAAAUUAAUUCGUUUUUAAGUUAUCUCGUUGAAUUUACAGAAUUUCAUGUAUCGUAAUGAUUGUUCUAACAUUUUUUUAUAAAAUUUCUUUCAAAUGUUCUAUUUUUUGUUACAGUAAUUGACCUUCAUAAUUUAAUGAUAAUAUGGCAAAAUAUAUAUGCGGCCCUUCAAUAGCCACUCAUUUGUCAAUGUGGCCCUAUGCAUACAAAGUUUGCUUGCCCCUGCUGUAAGGUCAUUUGUAAAAAUAAUUAAGUUUAAAAUAAAUGAUGCGAUGGAAGUGAAAAAAUUUUCUACACAAAGUUGUGUAUGGUAUAAUAAUGGGAUAAUUUAAUAAUUCUGAGGUCAACAAAAUAUGAACCCCAAUAGUUUUAAUUCAUGUCUUAAGAUAUGAGUAAAAUAAUUUAUCCAGUGUCGGUAUAUGCAAUCAAGUAUCAUAUAUUUAAUAAUAAAUAAAUAAGGCAUAUCACUUCAUUCAGUUCUCAUGCGCUGACUGGUGGUUGUGACAAAUGCCAAGUAUCGCCAUUUCUUUCUGUAAUGGCUACUUCUGUCUGCAUGAUCAGGUUUUCUAUUUUGUAGAUCAUUUUUGUGCCUUGCACAGUUUUGUUAUUCCUAGACUGUCCAUUUGAAAGUAGUGUCAGAGACAUUUCCAAAUUGUGUCUGGGUUUAUGUAUUGCUCAUACAAAUAGUUAAAAUCAUGUGCUUACAACUUGAGUUAAUAAAAUGAUUUUAUGGAUAUUUUCAGCUGAGCCAAGCUGUCGAGUCCUUGUAAUGUGUCAACCGCAGCUUUUGCAAAUAAUUUUCAAUCUUUGCCACAGUUUUGAUUUUGACAUUGCUUUCAAGGUGUGUCUCCAAACUUAUUUUCUGUCAAAAUUUUAUUUUUACUGAAGCAUAGACAUUGCUGACUCAUUUCACUCCAUAUAAUUAUAAUCAUAGUCCCUUCAAUAAUUCCUUUCUCUUAAUUUAUUAAACAGCACAGACUUUUAGUAAACCCAGGCAUCUGAAAAAUUAGGUGAUAAAACGUACAUUUUUCCUCUGAAAAAUGAUCUUCUUCAUUGUGAACACUCAAUUAAUUUGCUUGUAACUUGAAAUACUGUCAGUAAAAAAAAACUGACAUUAACUUCAGUGCAGCUUGUUUCAAUUAUCUUCAUAUUAAGUCUCCCAUGCAGACAAUGUUUAAUUCUUUUGAUAAUGUAGCUGAGAUAUAAUCACAUUUUCAGGAUGUCUAAUAAUGUUUAGAUCAUAUCUACUUGUUACUUUUAUAAAUUUAAGGUGCAAUGUAAACAAAUAAACAAUAAUAACAUUAAUAAAGGGAUUUUUCUUUAACGGCUUAUUUUAAGCAUAUUUUUACUUAAAUGCCAUUCUUAUAGAAUUAAAAUAUAUCGGAUACUGGGUACUAGCUUAUGACUGUCAUUAACAACUCCAGAUAAAAUGGAGAUUUUGGUUUUCCAAUGCUUUAAUUAUGCAUAAUCAAAACUAAUAGUCCUUCACCCAUUUUAUUUUUUAACCUCUGAUUAUUGCAUUUCUUUUUUUUGUCUUUUCCCAAUAAUACAGUCACUUUGCCUUGUUGAUGAUAUGACCAAAGUUUCUUGUCAGAUGUGUGAAUACCUACUCCACCAAGGAUUCAUCAACAUGGCUGUGGUUCUACUUAAGCAGCUGGACGUUAGAAUAGUCUAUUCCACUUUGGAUAUUCUCAUGGAUGUUGUGUCCCAAGUACCAGAAGUAUGAAUUUGAAAUCCCUGUCCUCAUCACUUCUAUACUGUAACUAAUUUCACUUGUUUCAUGUGAGCCUUACAGUCACAGUAUUAAAAUAUGAAAAUAUAUUGAUAUUAAAAUAGACAAGAUUAUGGGAAUAAACGGACAGCAUUUUUUUCUCUUCAAAAUAUUUUUUUUAAAAAUCAAUUCACGCAGGUUUGCCUAAACUGAUUUGGGUAAGACAAGAUAAAAGAUGACCUUGGUUCAUUCACUAUUAAUAAUGAACUGCUUUUUUCCCUUUUAAUUGAGCUAAAACUCCAGUGUAAACAUUGUUUUAAAGUGUAAUUUUUAUAAUGAUUUUAAAACCGGUGUCGAAGAUAACAUUUAGUAUUUCCUAACGUUCACGAGAAUAGGAAAAUGAUAAAGAUUUGAAUGUUUCAGAAUCUGUUUUUAUUGUUUUUAUUAUUUAGCUGACAGAGCCUGCUCUUUUAACUUUAAUGAAGUUGUAGCCACUGAAAUUAAUAUAAAAAAAAGGAAUAAAUCAUCAUUGAAAAUAUUGUCCUUAUUUAUUAAUCGUCAGGCCACAGUCUUGCUAGCCACAGCAGGUGCAGCUGAUCUGCAACAACUGUUAUCAACUGGAUCCACGCCAUCGGAUAUAAGAGCCAAGGCCCAGCAAUUGCUGUCUUCCAUUCAAUUAGUAACAUAACUGGAACUUUUGCUCAAUUAAAAUGUACUGAAAAAGUAAUUUUUCUGAAUUUUUCUGAAUGAAUACUAAACUUAUUGCUACUAGUUACUAGAAAUGUACUUAAGGACUGCAAGAUAAUAUACACUGCAUUGGGUCAAAGUGCAGGUAACAAGGGGUUCAACAAACUCACAUGGGAGGAAAUUGUUUAGAAUUUCAUUCUUGAUAUAAAAAAAAAAAGUUAUAUUUGAAUUUCUGUGCCAAGCCAACUGAUCUGCACAUUAUCAUCAUCACUCAGAUUCAGUAGCCAGUUGGGCAUGUGCCCUUUGGCCAGAUUUGCACUUACAAUACAUGGCCAGAUUUGUACUUACAAUACACUUGGGCUUUGUAAGUCACCAUGACCAAGAGGGGCUGAGACAUUAUCAGACAUGUUAUUUUAUGUUUUCUUUGGUAGGUAAAAAAAAAAAAAAGAUGAUCUCUGCAUUUAAAUAAAAAAAUUGAUGAGUGAAAUUUUCUAAAUAAUUUUAUCAAUAAAUUCUAUAAAUAAUAUGUAGAGGUGUGUAAAAUAUAUAAUAAAUGUCUUUAUUUCACUUCUCUUAUUGUUCUGUUUUGCUAGUACCGAGUCUAUGAAACUGAAAUACCUCAAUGA